UUGUAGCUCGAAAUUCUAAACCAAUAGUGUAUUUGAUCUAGGAAACAGCUGUACUACUGGUGCACCAUUAAACACAAGCGAUAGAUCAGAAGAUUAUUAACGAGGGUCCCAAAUUAUGGUAAGAAAGAAAUAAAAAUGAACAGAUCUGCAACUAUAAAAGAGUACACAACCAGUGGUAGUCCUUAUAGUCGAGCUUUCUUGGAGCGGACAGAGUAACAAAACUAGUCAGAUCAUGGCGAUGGCGAUUCGUUUGGUUUUUGUAAUGGCUCUUUUACUUCUGUUUUUGGGGGUUAAGGCCGAGGUUUCUUUAACUGAUCCCAAGGUUGAAGAAGAUAAAUCACAACAUUUUGGCCUCAGCCAGGCAUUUCGUGUUUUCACCAGAGGAGCCAACAGGCGGCUGGUUCAAGGCGUAGUUUUAAAGCUUGUAAAAUACUUGAACAAUGGGGAUCUGGCUGUAGCACCUGCACCAGCUCCACAUCCAAGCCAAUUGGAUUGUGGAGGGUUAUGCAAAUACAGAUGCAGUUUACACUCGAGGCCAAAAGUGUGUAUAAGGGCAUGUGGAACAUGUUGUCUAAGGUGCAAAUGUGUGCCACCAGGUACCUUUGGCAACAGAGAGAUGUGUGGCAAAUGUUACACCGAAAUGACCACUCACGGAAACAAGACCAAGUGCCCUUAAUUAAUAGUAUAUUAUUUUUAUCUUACAAGUGUGUUUUGGGUGGACCUAGCUUAUUGAAUUUCAUAUAUCAUAUGAGAUAGUAGUAGCAAAUCAUGUCUGGCUUGAUUGAUAAAUCUGGUUGCAAAGUCAUGUGGGUUUUAGUUUGGAAAGUAUGUAAGAUGUUAUGUACCAUGUUGUACCCGGCUUAAUUAGUUAUAAGUAUAUCUCGAUAUGUUAUUUUUAGUGA
Molecule: messenger RNA, 902 nt
Organism: Nicotiana tabacum (common tobacco)
Lineage: Eukaryota; Viridiplantae; Streptophyta; Magnoliopsida; Solanales; Solanaceae
Product: gibberellin-regulated protein 1
Source: RefSeq, a predicted model, not a curated record